This is a messenger RNA of Octopus bimaculoides (California two-spot octopus), 4688 nucleotides long. RefSeq lists its product as uncharacterized. NCBI's taxonomy places the organism in Eukaryota, Metazoa, Mollusca, Cephalopoda, Octopoda, Octopodidae. The record is from RefSeq and is a predicted model, not a curated record.
ACGCACACACAUACACACUCGCACACACAUACACACUCGCACACACAUACACACUCGCACGCACACACCUGUAUAUUGCGAGUGCGUGUGAGCAGGUGUCUGCGUUUGUCAUUCGAUUGUGUCGUCUGCCAACAGACAAAAAAGCCUCCCAAAAUGUCUAAAGCAGACGACACCAUCUACACAUAUAUUUUAUAUAACGAUGCCUUACAAACAGUAGAUAGUUUGCGACUUUAUUGAAAUGACUGAAUAUUAUUUUUUGUACUUCAUAGAAGAACAAGUUCAUGGACAUCAAAUCCAAAAAGCCAAAAAUUAUUCCAGAAGGAUUAUCCGAAGGAUUCUAUUUCCAUUUUGAAAAUUAUCAGCUUUCACUUAUAAAUCCCACGAUAUUUCAAAAAAUUGCUUUAGAGAAUGUCUUGAAGUGAAAGCAAAAGGAAAAGAAGUUUUGAAAAUAUAAAUCUGUAGAUUUUUAUUUAAAUUUAUGUAAACAGUUCCAAACAAGAUAAAGCCCCCUUCUUCCAAAAAAAUGUUGCCGGACUACCAAGCCCUGUCGUGGGUCGUCCUCUGCCCAAUAGCCAUAGUGACAAAUUGCUUUGGUGCCAUCAUCAUUAGCCAUUAUAAAAGCUCCUACAUCGGAACAGAUAUGGUUCUGAUUACACUCCUGUUGGCAAUGGCAGCCAACGCUGGUAUCUUGCUCCUCGUUCCUGCCGUUUAUGUCAUGCUAAACAUAACCUGGAGUACAGGGCUGUGUUUCUUUUACAUUUGGAUUUUUGGCUUCCUUCGUGCGGUCGGUCUCAUCGGACUGUUCAUACUCAGCUUCCACUGGUCCCAUGUUUCAAAGCUAACCCCUUUGAAUCGCAUCCAGAUGCCCAGUUUUCCAAUCAAAAGCUCUCUUCUGGUCACGGUGCUCAUCUCCAUAAUAGUAGGCAUCUUACCAUUGGUUCGCAUCCUGAUGCGACCCGACCCCUUCGAUAAAACUCUUCCCUGUAUGUUCCUUACCUAUGACGCCGAUCCAGCUCUGGCCAUUUUCAUCAUCAUUCUAACUCUGGUGGUUUUCUUUGCGAUUAUCAUCUGCCUCAUCGACUCCGGUCUUCUCCUGCACAGCUACAAGUCCAUGUUCCUACUCAAAUAUAAAUCCGGCGGCUACUACGACACCGAACGAGCUCGUGCCACGUGGAGUCGAACUGGCAUCAUCAGUGACACGUACUCGGAGAUCAACAACACUUUCGAUCUAUGGAGGGUCGUACUACUUCAGUUUCUUCUGUCCACUUUAAUCAACCACAUUCCAUAUUUGUGUAUAGAAUUUGUCCAGCUCUUCAACCAAAAUGCCCAUACAGAGGUCUUAAUGUUGACCGUUCAGUGGCUGCAGAUGAUGGAAUGUAUGCUGUUUCCUUUCACACUUUUGCUUGGAGCUCGCUACAGACAUGCUUUCGGACAUAUUUGUCGUUAUAUGUUCCUCUGUGACAGAUCUGUCUGUGAAAAAGAAUCAACCUGCAAGUUGCAAUCAUAUCGUCUAAAAGCCCACAUCCAGGAGCAAAAUUUAAAAUUACAGGAGCAUCUAGCAUCAAAGAAUGACCAAUCUCAUCCAGGGAAACCACAAAACAAGAAUGGGUCAGCGAUGCCAACAGAGAAAGAGGUCACUCUGUCCUCAGGUCAAGACAUGAAAACCCGCGUGCAAGCCGACGUGCACAUCUACUCCACAACCCCUACUCGGCAUCUGCUCAGUGUUUCAACCCCACGUCGGAAAUAUUCCCAGUCCGAGGCAAAUAUAAAUUUAAACCUGGAACGUACUGCGUCAUCAUCUCUGUUGCCUGUCAUUGCUGAGAAACAGCGGCAGAGAGCAGCCUCGAUCUCAUCUCCUGUUGAAUCCCCAAAAGAGAAGCGACAAAGCCCUCCUUCAGCUUCUGUCUCUGUUGUUGUUCAUGAUGAAAAUACUAAGAAUUACAACACAAACAAUAAUAAUGUUCAUGGUGCCAUGAAAUCUGCAGACAGUGAAUUGAACAGUUCAAAACCUUCAUCGCCCGUCAAUUCAGAAUCUAGCAGUGCUCAGACGUCGGAACUGUUCGAUGAAGAUGACAUUGCAGAAGUCCUUGAUCGAUCACCCUCACCACCACCACAUCCACUGUCACCACCUCCACCCACGCCACCGAAAGGAUGUGAAAAGGCAGUUAGCAGAGCACCAAUUGCUACUAAUGUAGCCGCCGCUAAGAGCGAUGAAGCAAAUGCAGUAAUGAGCAGUAGCAAUGAUAAAAUUAAUCAAGGUGAUGAUAAAGAUGUCCCAGAACCACCAACAAUAACUUUCUCAGGAGCGGAGCCCGUACAGCAAUCAACCACGACACAGGGUGAGAUAUGGACAUCAAAAUCUCAGUGUCUUCCCACAGCCCCAUCUGGUGUGAGUUUUGAUUUCCAUAGAACAAAACCUUAUUUCGAACCUAUUUCGGAAAACUCUAGCAUCAUCAGUGAGGAGGCACAUUCAAAAGGUCUCCAGUCAACGACUUUAUACAAAACCAAACCCUUGUACAUGCGCUCCGAAUCCUUCCUCCAAGCAGUGUCUUCCAGUUCUGCUUAUGGAAGCACUGCUAAACCAGUCAGCAAGUUCAAAUUGCUGUCCAAAACCUUAAUGUCUUUCAGCUGGUUAAAGAACAAGACGCUGCAGCCCAAUUCCUCUUUUUCUCACCGUUUUGAAUCCGCAGACAAUUCCCCAAAGACAUCGAUGAUUCCCAUGUUUAGUCGCAAGAAUAAACCAGAAGAAAAACCAGAAGAAGAUCAGUCCAAAUAUACGCUAACGACGCCAUCAGUAUCUCAGUCUCGGCGUAAGAGUGUCACAUUUAAACCGGAUGAUAGCCUGAUGCCUGAGAAGGAUGACGAUGACUCAGAGGAAAAAUCUAAGGAAGGAAACGACACGGUAACGAUUUCAGAAUCAGUCACGCUCUCUUCGACAAACUCAGUUACUUCGUUACUCAGUCAAAACAAGUCCGACGAGAAAGAUCAUAACACACUGACAGGAAUUGCAAACCUGGGGGCUGAUUUCACUGAUGAAUCUUCUGUAAAACCUCCAAAAGAGAAUCAGAAAAUCGAUGGAAAGGAUAAGGAGAAGUCGGUUGACGUCAAGAGGAAAAAUGAAAAUUACACUGACCACCACAUUGAAGAAAGGCAAACAGAGAACAGCACUCCCCUCUAUCAGUCAGAAAACACAGAUAAACAGAAACCACAGCGUGAAAAUACACCAGUCUCUUUACGGAAACUUCCACUUCCACCAUCACAUUUGUCUAAGAUUGCAGCUGCUACAGACAAAAAAAAGGGCCCUCCUCAGAAUCCAUUGAUCUCCCAACCUCUUGCUGUAUUAUCUAAAAGCAAAUCACCACCUUUCCCUCCACCACCACCGCCACCUGCAGCAGCAACAGCAGCCCCAUCACCACCACCACCACCACCACCACCACCACCGGCGCCUCCUCUGCCUUCAUCCACUGCGAAGACAAAUCUAGCAAGUCCUUCCACAAAUUGCCUUAAAAAUGCCGACAGUGAGACACCCAAUAAGAAUUCCCAGUCAAAGUCAUCAUCCCCUGAAGCUCAGACUCAGAAACGUCCGUCCCUCAUCACCAAUGAACUAUUGGCCUCUCACGAUAUCAUAAAACGUUUACGCAACCAAGCAGAAAAGCACAUGGUGGAGUCGUCUACAGAGAACAUGGACCUGAGCGACCAGAUCAGCAUUGAUACGACAACUGGAACCUACCUUCAAAGUGAUGAAGACAAAUCUGUCUCCGAAUGUGUCCAGGACUCUCUAUUGUUGUCCAGUUUUAAUCGAAUGUAUCGCAGUGUUUCAGACGAAUCCAUUUUCUCACACAUUGGCAGUGAAACCAAAGAGAUGCCACCUAGUCUCUCUAAAGCUACGGAUGAUCUAACCAUGGCUGGUUUUUCUGAUAUAAACCGAAGUCUCUUUUGGCCCAAUCUGAAAAAUGCUCGGCAAGGAACUCGGUCGGCAAAUGACCUUCAUUUGAUUGCUUAUGUUCCGCCGAUAGCAUCACGAACCAUUCCAGUACAGAAAGUUAAGGCUCUCCAAGCGACAUCUCCGGAUAGAAAUGUCAACAAACCUGAAUCUCUAGAGUAUGAAACUAGUAAAAAACUUGAAGAAAAUGAUGAAAAAGAUCAAGAUGAUAUCAGCGAUUCGUCAUCAACAGAUUCUUUGAAAUGUUUGAAAAUUCUUAAGAAAAUCGAACAGGAAUCUGAUAAAGAAAAAGUAGAACGGUUACGACAAGAACUCAUGGAUGUCGACACGCUUCGAACGUCCCCGCUUUUUAUACGGAAAUUGGAGAAAGAACUGUUAGCGAGGAAAAGAUCGGCUGAGAAAGUCGAAAAGCCUAUAAUGGCAAGCGUUCGGACUGUAGAAGGUCCAGAGAAGGUUUUACCACAAAAAUCCAUGUUUAACAUUGAUGAUGGUUCACCAAGGUCUCUGAAGAAAUUCCUUACCGAGGUUAUAGCAGAGAGGCAGGAUAUUGCCAAAUCUGCUGUUACAUCCUCACCUUCAUCACCAUUUGCAACGGCACCUCAGUCACCAUCCUACACAUCAUCACCAGCAAGAACAGACAACACGAUUAAUUCCGGCCAGACUGGCCAUGGUAUAAAUGCCAUUAUUGAUGUGAAGACAAUUGUUUGAAAACAACCAUUUCCGGUAUCUGUGUUCUUUAGGAGAG